Fusarium sp. VM40 is the source of this 1293-nucleotide messenger RNA. The record is from the annotation of a GenBank genome assembly. Lineage: Eukaryota; Fungi; Ascomycota; Sordariomycetes; Hypocreales; Nectriaceae.
AUGGCGUCUCCAGCGUGGCCAUCUACGUAUGGUUAUUAUCGAUCAGGCCCACAACAAUCCCAAUAUGAGAAUCGGAGUGACCCUGUGAGUGACUUGCAGUCGAAUCAAACCGUCUCUGUCAAGAGCCAACCUAACCUUAGAUAUAAGCCCUCUGGAUACUAUCGACAAGGUACAACCGAGAGCCCUUCUCCAUUCUUCAACGAUCCAUACCCGAGGCAAGCUCGCAACGCGACUGUGCCUUAUGGUAACGACUACAAUUCUAGCUACUCUCCCUCUUAUCAAUCACAUCAAAGCGCUCCCAUGCCAUAUCAUCUACCACAACCUGCCUCGCAAACACCCGCAGGUUAUCAUGACUCAUAUACGUACCCAGUACAGGGUGGCUAUCUCUCUGUCCCGCGAACCGGAAAUCCCUUUGAGCAGCCAUCUGGCCCAUCCGGAUACGGCCAUCCGUACAGAGGAUAUGACGAGUCUAGGCAUGGUUUCGAUGAAUACAGCUAUGUUCGAGAUAUCCCGCCGCCUCCUGAAUACCCAACACAAGAUCCCUUUAGGACCCCAGUCCGUCCAAGAGAACCUCAAACCCCAAAUGUCCAGUCCCAACGGGAUACAAGACAUAAUGGAGACAGAGCAGAACGAAGGUCGCGGAGGAAGAGGCCACCAAUACCAAAGGACGAAGAGAUUCUGCCUAAGAACAACUAUACUAACGCUGAAAUUAUGAAGGUGCUAAAAAGGAUUGAGCAAAACAUUAGAGAAAACACCAGGAGCCGAUCAGACCCAGGAAGACGACAUUCCCGCCGAAGCCGAAGCUCACCGUCUGGAAGUGAGUUCUUACUUGGCGAUAUUAGAUCUCUUGACAUCGAUAGACAAGAGGCUCGUCAGAUCAGUGAUAUUAUCCGUGGUCUUCUAGAUGAUAUACGGGGUCAAGGACACCAAGACUCACACACAGGAACGUCAAUGAACCAAUUUGAGAAUUCUAGUCAUAGUGGAACCGAAACGCAUGAUGGAGAAAUAUCAUCCAUGAAUCUGCGCGAUUUGCAAAGUCUUCAAUCGAGGGUUGAUCUUGUAAUGGAUCAACUCGAAAACGGAAAUUCACCUUCUCCGCAACAAUAUCCAGAGACUUAUAACGAUAGACAGAGCUCUCAUAUUCCAAGACGCCAAAUGGCUUUUGCUUCGGAUCCUUUUGUCGUGGAGUCAAAUUCACCAACUUCAUUUCGAUCACCACCACGCCGCAGCCAGUACUUUCCACCACAGGUAGAGGAUGUUUCAGAAGAUUAUGAUGAGUAUGGAGCUCCUUGA